AGUAUUAAAAAUGUGGUGCAAAAUAUGCGUUCAGAGUGUAUUUAAAUACUUAUAUAUUAUUAAAUAUACUUAAUGAGAUUUAAAUGAUGUCUGAAAGAACGUCACGAGCUUGAAAUGACGCGAACAUUCUAAAAGAACAUUUACAUCAUCAUCAGAACGAGAGUUUCACCGCAUUUCACUCGUGAUCGCUGCUUACGGCACGUUCAAGCUACUUUUGUUGCGACAAAAUCUUCAAUUUAGUUUGUCAAUAUGUGGUUCAAAAACCAAAAAAGUUCUAGUCAGGUCCUGCCACACCCCCCAGAACAUCGAGGAGUGAACUCUGCUACAAAUAUGGAGGUUUCAGCGAAAAACAUCAGCUGUGGUUCCUCUGAGUCUGGCCUAAAUGCCAGUGUUGAGCCUUCCUCCUCUGUUCAGCUUCGUUCUGGGAGUCGAACACUGAGGAUUGACCAGCUUACUCCUCUCUGUCGGCAACUGAUUGCCAGGCGCUCAAUCCUACCUGCUCUGAAGCCAAAAACUGUUCCUGUGAAGUGUGUCAAAAAGCAGAUCUUCACAGAUGGACAUCUGAAAGCUAGAGCAGUGAGCGCUCCUAGACCUCAGAUAAAGGUUUCAGUGAAAGACAUCUGCUACCCGUCUGACCUGACUAGUGUUGACCAUUCUCCUAAUUCUGGGAGUCCAGCAGUGAGGAUGGACACACAUACGCCUCACCGCCAGCAGUCUGUUGCUGUGCUGUCAAACCUGCCUGUUUUGGAGUCCAAGUAUCAUGUGAAGCCUGUCAACCAGCAGAGCUUCACAGAUGGACCUCCAAAACAUCAGGUGAAGGUUUCAGUGAGAAACAUCAGCUACCCUGCAUGUGUGUCUGGCCUGAAUGCCAGUGUUGACCGGCCCUCAUCUGUUCUGCCUCCAUCUGGAAGUAGAGCAGUAAGGAUGGAUGAACGCUUGCCUCUCCACCGGCAGUCAGCUGCUGUGUGCUCAAACCUGCCUCUUCUGGAGCCACACCGAGUUCAUGUGAAGCCUGUCAACAAGCAGAGCUUCACAAACGGACCUCCAGAACGCAGCAUGAGCUCUCCUAAACACAAGACGGAAGUUUCACUGAAAAACAUCAGCUUCCCUCUGUCUGACCUGAACGCCGAUGUUGACCGCUCUUCAUCUCUUCUGGCACAUUCUGGGAGUCCAGCAGUGAGAAUGGUCAAACCUACACCUCUCCGCCAGCAUCAUGUUGCUGCUCCCACACGCUUGUCUGUAUUGAAGCCAAGCUGUGUUUCUGUAAAGCCUUUCGAUGAACUCCCUUCAUGUUCGUCUGAUCUGAAAGUGAAGCCUCAACUUUCCUUACCCAGACUGCCAGGCUUUACAAGUCGACUAGUGAACAAGCGUGAGUCUUGUCCAUUUGAGGAUGAGGAUGUCAGGACGAAGAGGGCUCAGCCAGCAAAAAGUAACACACUUCUGCUGUCAAGAUUUCCCUCUGCAGUCUGUUUUUGA
Messenger RNA from Danio rerio (zebrafish), 1476 nucleotides. The record is from RefSeq and is a predicted model, not a curated record. NCBI's taxonomy places the organism in Eukaryota, Metazoa, Chordata, Actinopteri, Cypriniformes, Danionidae.